AUGGGUCUCCCCCUGGUCGGAGACCUAUGCAAGAGAGAUAAUCCCUGCGUCGACUCAGCAACGUGCAUCAUAGAUCCCGCGGCGCCAAUCAUUGGAAGGCCAUUUUGCAUAUGUCCUCAAGGCUUCAGUGGCGACGGACGGAAAGAUGGGGAUGGCUGCCACGACAUCGACGAGUGCAUGGAACACGCUCAUAGUUGCCUUCCCGAGUCUGAAAGAUGUUUCAAUACGUACGGCGCCUACGAAUGUCAUUGUAAGUCCGGAUAUGCUAAACGUCCUGGUGACCAGCACUGCAGGGACAUCAACGAGUGCCUGGACGAAUCUAUAUGUGGCGACAAGGGUGCCACCUGCGUUAAUUUGCCAGGAUCUUUCACUUGCGCUUGUUCGGAUCCGCGGCAGGAAUAUUCUAAUGGUCGGUGCGUGAUUAAGGAUUUCUGUGCUGACCCAGACUACAAUAAUUGCGACAAGAAUUAUGGAGUUUGCAUAAAUGGCGUGGAUGGCGCGGAAUGCUUGUGUAGGGAAGGUUUCCAGCUCGCUGAUGAUGGUGUCAGCUGCGUCGACAUUGAUGAGUGCCGGACUGGCGAUCAUAAUUGUCCGCUAGAUAUUUCUGAGUGCGUGAAUGAGAAGGGAAGUUACCGCUGCGAGUGCUCCGAGAAGAAGGGGUGGACGAAUUCUGGUAGCUACGAGUGUGUUAACCUGAACGAAUGUGAGGUGUACCCUGAUGUUUGCGGGCCGGGCUUCGACUGUUGUCGAGAUUUGCCUCCUCCUCGCAAAUAUCUCUGCAGCGAGGUACUUAUGGGUUUCGAGGACCCCGAUGAGGUCGCGGUGGAGGGUGUCCCUUCUUUACUGAAUCCGCUUGCGAUGAUGAAUUUUGGAGCGAAUCAGGUACGAAAGUUUGUUCACAAAACCACAGAAGAGUUUCUGCCAAACAUUUUCCCUGCAACCGGCUACCGGAAUUUAAGAGUUACCCCGGAAAUGGCGCUAGAGCAAUCGCUGUCAAUGCUGCCGGAGCAAUACGAAUACUUUGCCGGAUCCAUGCCUCGACGGUUGGGUGGGAUGGCAGACCAAAUGGUGAAGUACACGGUUGAGGCUGCUACGCAUAUUGUGCCCGCUCUGGCGCCGAAUCAUGAUAAGGGGACAUGUCCUUUCGGAUUUGUAGAUCUGAGACCGAUAAAGAGGCGCGCAGCAUUGAAGAAGGUCCCGGAGGCAUCAAGCAAGCUUUUUUCAUGGAUCAAGGAGAAUUCGCCAAUUAAAUUAUACGACGUGGAGAAUGUCGAGCCAGCGGCUGUUGCCGUAGGUCUGGCCCAUAACGCUAAGAAUCUGUUUGAUCAAAUGAGUGAAUGGUACAAGGCACUGUCCGCGGUUCCUGCGGCCUUGGAAGGACAUGCGGACCAAGUGACCGGGCGAAUCAACAUCCAAAAGGACAUGGACCAUUUGGUCAGUCUGGUUGGAAAGGCAUCGCAGCCGUUUAAGGAGGCAAUCAACACUGUGAAGGCCUGGAUCCCGGAGGACCGUGCUGGGUCGAGCGACCUCACUGGAUUACCCGUAGCAGUUUAA
Molecule: messenger RNA, 1554 nt
Organism: Gregarina niphandrodes
Lineage: Eukaryota; Apicomplexa; Conoidasida; Eugregarinorida; Gregarinidae
Product: calcium-binding EGF domain protein
Exons: 1
Coding region: 1-1554 (517 amino acids)
Molecular function (GO): calcium ion binding
Source: RefSeq, a predicted model, not a curated record